GAUUAUAUGACCUCGCAGCCAAACGGACACUGACGAUCGAAGUCUUUUCCCUUUCUCUCUUUCCCCCAAUUUCUCCUUCUGCGUCGUUCUUUCUGAGAUUCUGUUCGAGUAGCUUUGUACUACUAUACGUAUAUAUAUAGAGAGAGAGAUAGAGAGAGAGAGGGGGGGAGAUCAGAGAUGGCGAAUCAAGGGGCGAAGAAGUGAAAGGAAGAGAACAGUCGUCGCCUGAAGAACCUCCUUGGCUUCAUCAUCUUUUCCAAUGUUUUUUAUCUUGUGGUGAGGGCGGGGAUCUUCCAUUCUACUUUCAAGUGGAAGCAUUGGGUUGGCUUCUUGUUGACUUUUUUCACCUACGUUAUCCCCUAUCAACAACUUGCCACGAUGGCAAAACCUACAUAUUCUGAAAGUGGGGAGCUUGAAGAUGGUGGGUUUGAUUUGACUACUGAUGGAGUUUGCGGAUAUUUGCAUGAUGUAAUCUACAUUACUGGCUUUGUGCAGCUCACGACUAUCAUCUCUGAAAAAUUUUGGUACAUUUAUUUAGUGAUACCAGCGUUUGCAACAUACAAACUCCUUGGUUUUGUGAAAGGAUUUAUGUCACUUGGUUCAGAGAAAGCGUUGGUUGAAGCAAAUGAUGCAAAAUUGGAUGGUAAUAGACUAUUUGGAGAUGGGCAGUAUGAAGAGGCAUUGGUGCGGUAUGAAGUUGCUUUACAAGUUGCACCAGAGAUGCCCUCAUCUGUUGAAAUACGUUCAAUAUGCCAUGCAAACUGUGCAAUAUGUUUCUUCAAACUAGACACAAUAAAGGAAUGCACAAAAGCAUUAGAACUGAAUCCUAAUUAUGUGAAAGCUCUACGUAGAAGAGGAGAGGCUCAUGAAAAACUUCAACACUUUGAAGAGGCCAUUGCUGAUAUGAAGAAAAUCUUCGAACUGGAUCAAUCAGAUGUCCAAGCUAGGAGAACCAUUCAACGUUUGGAGCCAUUAGCUGCAGAAAAACGUGAAAGAUGAAACAAGAGAUGAUUGAUGAGUUGAAAGAAAUGGGAAACUCUGUUUUGGGCCGGUUUGGGAUGAGCAUCGACAACGUCAAAGCCAUUCAAGAUCCAAAUACUGGUUCCUAUUCGAUUUCGUUCCAACGCUAGUUAUGGUCUGUUUGUGUUCAUCUCAAUACACGCUUGUCAUUGGAAGAAACACUACAAGGAAUGUGGAGGUGUUUGACAUGAUGAUACAAAUAUGCAGUGCUUGUAUUUGCAGGAAUUUAGUUAAAACUGCAGAUGCAUUU
Molecule: messenger RNA, 1270 nt
Organism: Camellia sinensis
Lineage: Eukaryota; Viridiplantae; Streptophyta; Magnoliopsida; Ericales; Theaceae
Source: RefSeq, a predicted model, not a curated record